This is a messenger RNA of Vespula pensylvanica (western yellowjacket), 4942 nucleotides long. RefSeq lists its product as uncharacterized. The transcript is spliced from 8 exons. Gene Ontology annotation, biological process: regulation of transcription by RNA polymerase II. Gene Ontology annotation, cellular component: nucleus. The record is from RefSeq and is a predicted model, not a curated record. Gene Ontology annotation, molecular function: transcription cis-regulatory region binding. Lineage: Eukaryota; Metazoa; Arthropoda; Insecta; Hymenoptera; Vespidae. The coding region runs from base 1070 to 4537 and encodes 1155 amino acids.
AUUGGAAGCUAUGGAGACAAUUUUGAAAGAGAGUUGACAUGUUGGGACGAUCGUUAAAUCGGGUCGAGAAAACGCGUAUGAAAAAAGAAAAGAUAAAAGAAAAGAAAAUGGCGCGCAUAAAAGCGAACCCUAAUCACCACCGCUUUCUCGUGCUUGCACAACAACAUGUAGUUUGGUAAGCGAAUAGAUAUUGUACUUCCGACACACUAUUAACCUAUCUUUCACUUACGAUCUAAUGCCAAAACGAGUAACAAUAAACCAUCUACAAGCCACGAUGUCAGUUUAAUUUCCGGUUGAUAAUAUUUCUCUGGAUAAUCGCGCUUUGUGUCUCCUUCUUCCAAUGUGAAAGUAUAAACCGGUCAUAAACGUCAAAUAAUAAAUAUAUAUCAACGAUAUUAAAAGUCGUCGGUGAAAACGUUCGAUCGAUAAUUGAACAUUUAUAAUUUCGAUGAAACAUUUCUCAUUUCGAGUCGUAAAAUUUCGUCGGGCUAACAUAUUUCCCUUCGUUUUCGUAAGAUAUUUGAUUUAAAACGAUGAUUCACGAUGAUACAUUAUUCAAAACGUUAUCACAUAUAUUUAUAUAUGUACUUGUGUGACUCACGUAAUUAUAUGUACGUAAGUAAACACGUUUAUUUUUCGAGUAAGAUAACAAAAUAAUUUGUCCUACGUAAAGAGGGCGCGUCGGUAACUAUUUCGAAACGACGAAAGCGCUUACCAACGAGAAUUCUUUUUAGGUUAGUUUUCAAUAACUUAACGUUGAUUCGAGAAUUUUUAUCCCAUCGUAUUAUGUCGAAAUACGCGAGGAGACAGCAAUACGCACUGUACAACGCGUUCGUAUUAAAUAAAAUUCCAUAUGCAAGCACCGACCGAUCGAUUCUAAAACAACGACGAGGAAUAAGCUGACGACGAACAAUUGUUGGGCGGUGCUUGCUUCAGCCAUGGCCCUUACACGUUCUACAAAGCCGUUAGGAUAGGAAAUGGACGAGUCCUUCGACUCGGCAAUUUCUUCCUGACGAAACUUUGGAGCGACGCCGACCUCGUAAGCAUCGGUGAGCUUCAGUUACUUUGGAUGGACAGCCGUGGACCGAAUCAACCGUUGGCAUCGUUACGACUCUAUUUCCUUCCGGAGAACACCCCGGAUGGUCGUAGGGAUACGCAUGGAGAGGUACGGCAUAAGAACUUGUCCAAGUUUUAUAAUUUCUUCGAUUUGGAAAAACGAUUAAACGUUAAUACCUUGACGAUUUCUAACACGCGAUCGCAAUUCGACGAGGUGUUGACGAUAUCCGAAAAAGUUGUUGUCCGUGUUCACGACUUGGUUACCUGGUUAUCACCUACGUUGGAAUGGUCGUGGGGCCGUGAAAUUUUUUACCCGAGUUCACCAACACCAACAUCCUCUCCUGAGAGCAGUCCACCGAGAUACGAAAUUCCUCAACCCCAGGUGUUGACCGAUCCUGGAAUUGAUUUUUCUGACGUUGACAAACAACAAAAGGAAUAUGAGAGCAAUAUAAGUUCUUCGAAAAAAUCCGAUUGUGACGGUCAAACCAAAGUGGUUGUACUUUCGUAUCCGAGGUAUUGUAGAUAUCGAGCACUUUUACGAAGAUUGGAAGGUGCAGAACCUUCCUGGCUUUGUUCUUCGGUAGCUGCUGCACUCGGUGGAUUCACUGCUACACCUGGAACGCGCGUACUCUUCUGCAGAGAUACCUUUGAUUAUCCCGACUUGGAGACUCAUGAACUACUCUGCAACCAUUUAGCGCCUAAAUUGAAAGGACGGCCACGAAGGAAACGUAAAAAGCGAAGUGCUUCACCUGGUGAAUCCAGUAACGAGAGUGAAGCUUCGGUUGCUUCUUCGUCAAAAUGUGCAUUGAGCAAUUCGAGUCAACAAUUGAUACCAGCUCCUGUUGGAAGGCCACCAUCUGCGGGUGUACGUCGAAGCGAACGCAAAACAAGUGCCGAAGAAAAAAAAUUUAUGGUCGAUGUACAGAAUUUCAUGAGUUCACGAGGCACACCAGUUGGAAAAAUGCCAUUGUUGGGAUACAGGCAAAUCGAUCUGUUCCUGUUUUACACGAAGGUACAGACACUCGGUGGAUACGAUUCCGUUAGCGCUGGACGUCUCUGGAAAACCAUUUACGAUGAUAUCGGUGGAAAUACAGGAUCCACCAGUGCUGCUACUAUAACUCGUAGACAUUACGAAAGGUUGCUUUUGCCUUAUGAAAGGUAUCAAAGAGGUGAGGAACCCAAAGUGAGAUUAACACACGGUAGACGUACGAAAACGAGUAGUAUAUCUGAAAGUCCGGUGGAUGGGGAUCAAGAGACCAGCGACUCGCGUUCAUCGGAGACACCACCGUUGGUUGAAACACCACCUGUAAACACUACUCCACCUUUGCAAGCAGUUUUAUCGAGCUCGUCAUUCCCAUCGAACGAGAAACCGAAAUCAGAAGUUGGAAAGACAUCCUCUUUGCGUAGCGUGAGAGUUAAACCGGAACGUUUGAAAUCAUUGAAUACAAUAAUCGCCAACAAUACAGCACCAACCAGCCAACAAACCAAUCAACUGCCAAGUCCUCCUCCGUCAUCGAACACGCCAAUUUCGACUCCGAGUAGUACACCUUCCACGACGCCUACGAUCGUAACCGGGAAUCAAAGUGUUCUCGAAAGGCAAUUAAACAGUCCUCUCGUGUCCCAACAAGUACCACCGUCUUGUUCGUCUCCAGGAUUACCAGUGAGCACAGUAGCCAUGAACGCAUCGACGGUAGUAACGUUGACGCCGCCACCUGAAAAAGAUAUGAAAGAGAUUAAAUUAGAUCCUAAGCAAACGACUCUGCUGGCACAGGGUAAGGAGAACAUACCGUUGUUCGGUGAGAAGCCAAUCUUCACGGAGAAGGCGAUAGUACCGCCGAGAUCACCCGAGGUGAUCGAUCUCGAAAAUGAAAGUGAUACGAGUAGGGAUAAGAUAAUAAUACCAAGUUUUAAAAAACGAAAAUUAGAAAUAUUGCGAGAGGGCGGUCUCGAAGUUACAGCCGUUGAUCUUGAUGCAAGACCGAGCGUGAUUCAGAGCAACGUAGCGGCUGUUCCGCCUACGGCGAAACCCGACGAUAAGUUACCGUCGUCUUAUCCGCUUUCCGUUACUCCGAAUUCGGUACCGAAACUUAUAUCCGUUACCGUGACACCCGACAUAGGACAUAUGUUGCCAUCACCUCAGGAGAAUCAGACCAAUCAUCAACAGCCUCGGUUUCAGUCCCAAGGAAAACAACAUCCCGUCCAUUACAAUAACAAUAAUACUACGACGAACAACAAUAAUACGACGAACAGUAAAGUUAUUAAUCUUGGUAGUUCGAACAAUGCUGGAUUGUUGCAGUUAUACGCGAAUGCGAACAUGGUACCAGCGUCGGCAACCCAGAUGGUUAAUUCCAAUCAUCGUUUUCUACCACCGAACGUUCCUAACGGGAGAAUAAUAUUACCACCGAAGGUUACGCAGUCGAGGUCAAUUUUCGCGCACAACGAAAAAACUGUAUACGGAAAUCCAAAAGACAUUCUAAUUUCUCCAAAGUAUCGUCCUACGCAGCAGCGGAUACAGCCACAGCCGAUGAUCGGUAACAGUGACUUCAGUGGAAACGUUGGGGUUCUCGAUCUAACGCAAAAGCCAACCGAAAAGGCAACUUUCUCAAGACCGAGUCUAGAGAUAGUUAGGGUACCUGUAGUGCCGAGGCCUAAUCCGCUCAAUUUAGAAAUGAGGAAAUCGCCGACGAUUAAAGAUAAGCCAACCGAUUGUACGACGAAACGAGCGUCUUUUCCCGGUUAUCAAACUGUUCUCGAUAGUCGGACUAUGGCAUCGAAUAAUUUAGAAAUCACAUUAGUCAAUCCUAAACUAAAAACUAAUAAUCAUAGCAGUGUACCGUCGUCUCACGUGCAAAUACCGAGCCCACCUAACAGAACUAGUAACCAUCCUUCGGUAACACAAAGGAGACAAAUUAACGGGAAAUAUGCGGGAAGAAACGAACCAGUGUCGCCGUAUACACCAAGGAAACCCACGCAUCCCGUAAUACCCAAUGUACCUAAUCUAAAUCAUCUGAAUAGUGUGAAUUCUUCUUAUCCUAGGAUGACUAACAACGUUCAACAACAAAUAGGUAUAGAUAGAAGGAAAACAUGCGAGGCUGGCAAGGAUCAGCAACGUAGAAUUAGCGACGGUGAUAAACCUGUAGUGUUGCAAUCACAACAGCAGGACGUAAGACAGACCACAGAGAUUGGACGGCGUCACAGUGUACCAAGUAUACCCUCCGGUUUUAUACCCACUGUGCCACCAAGCAAUCCAGCUUUUCUUUCGCAACUGCCAAACACUCCAGGCAAGUUCCUACCAAUAUUGGACCCCAUGUACUACUCUGCCAUUUACAAUGGCUUGUUUCCACCUCCGAUACCGCCUGCAGCUGCAACGUCCUUUCUACCACCGGAGUUCAGCGCUUACUACAAGGAACUAUUAGCUUCCUCGCAACCAAGACUGGGGAUGGCAGGUCAGCAUCAACCUGCUGUACCGACAUCCAAAUAGACAAUGGGAUCUCGUCCAGCAUAUCUGGUCUAAUUAAAAAAAUUGGAUGGUGGCUUAAUUUUUAAAGACAUGAUCCGUCGGACUUCCUUGUUGUAAAUAAGUGUUGAAAGUAUUCAUGGAAUACCGAGAACAGAAUUAGUGCGAAGAUAGAAAUGCGGCAUAGUAUAAUAAUUGUGUCAUUUUUACCACCCGUACGUCACGUUACUUCUUUCAUUAUGAUAACGAAACGAAAAAUAGGACUGUUCGAACCGAUACGUACCGAUCGAAGAACUUUUUCAGAAAAAAGAUGAACAUUUUUUUCGAAUUUUCUUAUACCAGCAAAAUGUGUUCUUUCUUUUUUUUUCUCUUUUUUUUUUUUUUUUGUUCUCUUUUUCUUCUCCUUCCUCUUCUUUUUUCUUUUUUUCA